AUGGCUGUUCCCAACACCUAUGGGUUAAUCUUUGCCUGUACCUGUGGUGUGAUCCUGGGCAUUGGGCUGUGUGCCAACCUGCUGGUCUUCUCUUUGUUUGCCAAGUACAACACACUGCGUAAGAACCGGCUCGAUAUCCUUCUGUUCAGCAUGACUCUGGCUGACUUCCUAACCCUCCUGCUCAUCCCCUUCACAUUGCACUCUGCUGUAAGUCACUCCUGGCCUCUCGGUGACAUCUCCUGCAAGGUUUACCAGUUCCUGCUAGCCUUCAGUCUGGCAGCUAGCACCUAUUCGCUGUGCGCUGUGUCCAUGACCCGAGCCAUGAUCAUCACCAACCCAUACCAGCCUCCCACCAUGGAUCUGGUCAUUCUUAUGUUUGUCUUGGUCUGGGCCCUCAGCUUCUUUAUUAGCCUGCCUCUGCGAAUGUUUGCUACCAAAAAGAGCAUAGGCCCAAACCUGACAAACUUCACCUUCUGCCUUCCAACCAUUCAUGAGCACCACUACCAAGUGGUCCUAAGCCAGUUUGUACUUUACUACUUUAUUCCGAUGCUAGUCAUUGCAUUCAACUAUGUCCGUCUGGCUCUGUUUCUCCACAAGAGUCCUGUAAUGUCAGUGUCCAGUGCCAAAAACACCCGCAGAGCCUCUGUCAUGGUUUUCUUGGCUGCAGCUACCUUCUCAGUGUGCUGGCUGCCUAGUUAUGUGCUGGAGCUGUGUGUGUACCUGGGGCUGUAUCGCCACGGAGCGGCUUGGGAUAUAUUCUACUUUAUCUGUACUGUGCUCCAGUACCUGCACCCCUGUGUCAACCCAGUGCUCUAUGUGCUGCUGUCUAAGCGCUACCGCCACAGGAGGGCAGCCUGGCUCUUCAGCUGUAACAGGAACAGGGUGCAGCCGCAGGUCACCAGCGUUACCACAGACAGCCUUUAGAGUCAGCUGAUUUGUUCGUGCAUCAGGCAGUGAGCUGAAGACACCUUUUUGUUACAGUUACUGUUUGUACAAAUCAAAAUUUCUGCUGCCAUUUUUUUAGUUGUUGCUGUUGUUGACAUUUGUGAUUAUUUCAGUUUGCCAUUCCAAGUGUGCGCUUUAAAUAUAGAAGUAAGUAGACACGAAAAGUCUAUUUUCAGGCGUGACACAUCUGCUAUGUGCCUUAAAAAGCAGGAGGAAUCAGUUUCUGUAUCACUAUCUUAAUGACUAUUUGUCUUUGAAACAAUAUCCUACUUUAUUUUUACAAAUGACUGUGAUUUCCCACCCCCACCAGGGGGUCAUGUCAUGUAUUAUGUCAUUUGGAAAUUUUCUUUCCCCAUCAUGUUGAAAUGUGUUUGAGGAUUAAUACAGAUCUGAUUACAAUGUAUUUGUU
This is a messenger RNA of Oreochromis aureus, 1354 nucleotides long. RefSeq names its product galanin receptor 2a. Gene Ontology annotation, molecular function: G protein-coupled receptor activity. Lineage: Eukaryota; Metazoa; Chordata; Actinopteri; Cichliformes; Cichlidae. The transcript has a single exon. The record is from RefSeq and is a predicted model, not a curated record. Gene Ontology annotation, biological process: G protein-coupled receptor signaling pathway. Gene Ontology annotation, cellular component: membrane. The coding region runs from base 1 to 924 and encodes 307 amino acids.